Molecule: messenger RNA, 468 nt
Organism: Cheilinus undulatus (humphead wrasse)
Lineage: Eukaryota; Metazoa; Chordata; Actinopteri; Labriformes; Labridae
Product: salivary acidic proline-rich phosphoprotein 1/2-like
Exons: 1
Coding region: 1-468 (155 amino acids)
Source: RefSeq, a predicted model, not a curated record
AUGACACCAGACAGGAGGACACCAGACAGGAGGACCUCAGAGAAGAGGACACCAGACAGGAAGACACCAGACAAGGGACAUCAGACAGGAGGACCUCCGACAGGAGGACCCCAACCAGCAUACCUCAGACAGGUGGACCUCAGACAAGAGGACACCAGACAGGAGGACACCAGGCAGGAGGACCUCAGACAGGAGGACACCAAUAAGAAGGACUCUGAUUCAGAAGAACAUCAGAGAGGAGGACCUCAUAUAGGAGGACAUCAGACCCGAGGACAUCAGACAGGAGGACUUCAGACAAAAGGACCUCAGACAGGAGGACCUCAGACAAGAGGACACCAGACAAGAGGACCUCAGGAAGGAGGACAUCAGACAGGAGGACACCAGACAGUAGGACACCAGAAAGGAGGACCUCAGGCAGAAGGACAUCAGAGGGGAGGACCUCAGAUAGGAGGACUUCAGACAGGAUGA